Molecule: messenger RNA, 1214 nt
Organism: Asparagus officinalis (garden asparagus)
Lineage: Eukaryota; Viridiplantae; Streptophyta; Magnoliopsida; Asparagales; Asparagaceae
Product: RPM1-interacting protein 4-like
Exons: 4
Coding region: 290-883 (197 amino acids)
Source: RefSeq, a predicted model, not a curated record
AAGCAAAACAGAAAAAAGAAAAAGGGGAAAAAAAAAUCUUGCGUUUAGAACGAGAAUCAUUCUUCACUCUCCCAGUCCCCAGCAUAAGGUUAAAGAAGCGGAGACAACAAAGAAAGCGCGAAAACAUCGCUCUCCAUGCCAUGGAAUUUGCAGGCGACCGAGAAUUUGUCUGGCUCGGGCCUUCACCAUUCACAAUCUUGUAUAAAAUCAUCGAUAUCAUCGAUCAACUGAUUGCCGUCACUUUGCUCUCCUCAUUGUCGAAGUUUGAUCUUCUUCAUCGUAAGAUAGAAUGUCUAAAUCUGCGCAUGUACCAAAGUUUGGGAACUGGGAUAGCGAUAACGUUCCAUAUACGAAAUAUUUUGAGAAUGCUCGCAAAGAUAAAAUCCCUAGACCGAAGAAUUUCAACCCCAAUGAUCCUGAGCAGAAUCCUGAUGCCUUUCUUUCUGGGAUAUUCCCUUCAGAGCAGGAGCUGAAAAAUAAUGGCUCUGAAAUUCACAGUGUGGUGAACAAAAAAACUUACCAGGGAGAUAACAUGGAGUUACGAGAAAGAAGCAAACAAAGAAGGAACUCAGAUGAAGAUAGUCUUCACAUUCCUCCAUUGCAACAGUCAGGACCAAGACAAGGAAGAGCUUCACGGACCGAUGCUAUGCACGAAACACCUUCAGUGCCAAAAUUCGGUGUUUGGGAUGAAAAGGGUCCUAAAUCAGGGGAUGGGUUCACUGUUAUCUUUAACAAAGUUAAACAAGAGAAGCAAAAUGCUGCUAGUAAGUUUCCGAGAGUUCCAAUAGAUCCUACUAUUCAUCCAAGCAAGCGUAAGAAUCGCGCAAAUCCUGCCUCAAGGUCGAAGAUAUUAUGUUGCAUUAGACCCGCCAUUGAUGAAUGAGUCAUGGGCACUGUCUUAAGGAGCAUCGACCACUCUGAUGCAAAAUUUUCUACAUGUUUGCUCUAUAUCAGCAAGCAUUUGUGAAAUAUUGGGCUAAUUUGGGCUCUAUAUGGGCAAGCAUUUACGAUGAUCUGGUUUAUGUCUUGCAAACAUAGAGACAAUCGAUAUAGUGUAAUGAUUUGUCCGAUUUCUGAAGCAUGAUUUUAUAAUUAGUCAGGACGCAUAUUUAUUCUGGAUGUAUGCUGUCAAGGUUCCCUAUUGCUGCUCUAUUUUAUAGGAAAAGAACUGUUGCUCUAUUUUACAAGUAAAGAACCGCUUGAAGUUUAUUGCA